Molecule: messenger RNA, 714 nt
Organism: Benincasa hispida (wax gourd)
Lineage: Eukaryota; Viridiplantae; Streptophyta; Magnoliopsida; Cucurbitales; Cucurbitaceae
Product: ATP-dependent RNA helicase
Source: RefSeq, a predicted model, not a curated record
GAUCUUGUAUUUCAGGGUUAGGGUUUGAGAUUUGUGUUACUCUGCAAAUCAGACAGAGAUGGCAAUGAAGCAGUUCUUCUCCGAAAUCAGGGGCUUGAAGGUUAAGGAGCUGCCCGCAUACGUGAAGCCGAUGCUCUCCAUUGAUUCUGCUAAGAAGGCAGUGCAGAGAGGUCUCGACAAUUACAACGCCAAGUACAUUCAAACUGGUUCUAUUGACCCUCUCUAUCAUGUCUGCUUUGGCGGUAUGAUCUUUUCGUACCUUGUUGCGCUUCCUGAGGAACGGCGCCACCUUGAACAUCAGCAACACGCCAAAGAACAUGGUGGCCACUGAUUGAGUUCUUUAUAUUUUGAGGGUGAAGGUGCCACAAAGGUGUUUCUGGUCAAUAAUUUGUUUCCCGAAUGAUUUUGUAUCCUAGUCUUACUGGCUGAAACUUGCAAUUAUUUUCUUUAACAUUCGGUGCCAGAGGAAAUAAACAGACUUUUCUGUGAUUGUUAACCAUAUAUGGCAAUCAUUUUUGAGGUGCAGCACAAGUUCGUGGCUGUUUUCUUUACUUUCUUGCACGUGAUCCUUCCCCCAUCAUGCUUGUUUCUCUAGUUAGUUCUUUGUCAAAGGCCUAUAAAACUAUUGCUGCAGACUUCAAAUGCAAAUUGAUGUCUUUCAUUUCCUCUGUGUUGUUAAAAAAGUAAUCUAUAAGAUUACUAUGAUGAAUUGAA